AUGCCACUGGGUGGGGCUGAAAAGUUUGCAAAUUCAUCCCCAUAGUAACGGAAAGAUAAUAAUGGAGCAUGAGAUUCUCCUUGCUUGUAACAUCGGUGAUCUUCCCUGGCUAAAAGCAUCUGUUGAAGAAUCAAAGAAAGAAAUAAAUGAAAUUUACAACAAUGAGGGCUUGACUCCACUACACUUGGCUGCUUAUACCAGAAACAUUCCUAUACUGAAGUACCUUAUCUCCAAAGAACUAGACAUAAACUCCUCAACGUUGUACACUGCUAACACACCACUUCAUCUAGUACUGCUGAGCUCCUCAUGCAGUGUAGAUAAUGAAGGCCAGGCUAUUAGAGACUGUGUGCAACUCUUACUGAGCCAAGGAGCUCAAUGCAACAAGAGGAACUCCAAUGGGCAGACUGUAUUGCAUUUAGCAGCCAAGGCAGGGAUUGUGUACAUUGUUAGACUGCUCCUUGACUAUGAGGCAGAUUUCACUCUUAAAGAUGAUAGGAAUCAAACACCUUAUGACAUUGCUUGUCUUUAUGGCAACCACGAGUGUGCCAGGUUACUUAGGGCACUCCACUGGGCAAGAGAGAAGGAUAUUCAUGCAAAGAGAAAGUUGCAAUCAGAAAGGGAAACCCAAAGGCAAAAGGUCCUUUGCAAAACAAUACAAAACCAACUACGAAAACAAGAAGCAGAAAAUGCAUAUGAUGAAUGGCUUUGUAGAAAUAACUUCUCUUUGCCCCCUCCUCCUCCUCCUCCUCCUCGCUCCACCAGUUGUUUAUCAUGUGAAACCUGUAGCUCUAUCACUCAACUGGACAGCAUCACUCAAAUGGACAGCCUCGAUACUGCAGUACAGUCAAUUCAUUCAAGCAAUGAACCAAAGAUAGCAAAAAUACAAAUAUCGUUUAACCAAGCUGAGCACAACACCGCUCCAGUUGGAAAGCCGCACAAGCUUUAUCCUUAUUCGAAUUAUCCUCCAAAGCAGUACCGAUGUCAUACCAAGACAGAGGGUCAUGUAGAGUCUAGAAAUCAGCGUCCUUUUAGUUCUGCAUCGAACCGUCGUCCAUCAAAAAGAGUUGUAUCUCAUGUGAGGAUUAAAAGUGCUCCAACUCGAAUUGCAAUAGGAACUGAACAAAUGCAGUCUAAGUCCAAGAGCAAAAUGCCACACACAAGAAAGAUCAUUCACAAGGCCACGAGUGUCAAUGGAGAGACUUAUAAUGAUAUUAAUGGUCAAACAGAAACUAUGCCAUCACUAAUUGAUACAGAAAAAAAGGAAGAGAAUGUUGUAGUACUAACAGAAGAGGCACUCAAGGAAACUACAAAAGAUGAUGCAAAUGAUGAAGAUGGUAGUUCAACGUCACUCGAUGGACUUACCUUUCAUGAUGUAGGACCAGAAAAUGACCUAAAAUCAUUAGCCAGUCCUGUUAGCAAUGCUAGUGGAAGAGGAGCAGCUUCUUCUAUCAAUCCAGUUGAGUUUUUACGUGUACUAUCAGAGUUAUCAUCUCAAAGAACUCACAGCCGUUCACAUGGGAAAUACAAACCCUCUACUUCAAUAAAGUAUGACAGACGGUUUAGUCUUGGCUCUAUCCCCGAAGGAGAAAUGGUAACUAACUAUAAUCAAGUCGAAGGAUCUCUAGUCUUUGAUGAUGACUUUUUACACAACUUAAUGCCUUUUGCAUUUGACAGCAGUCACUUUCAAGGGACAGAAGAGCCCCCAUCAGAUCAUGAAUCACCUCCUCAUACUCCUAUUGAGAGAUCUGCUCCAUCCGUAAAAUUGGCAUGGGACAAUAGCACACCACGAACUCCUGAUAAAUCCCGAGUUGUGUCUCCUGCUAAUUCUAUUAGAAAGUUAUCGUCAAAGCCGCUAAAGAAGCCAUUGGAAUCAUCAAACAGAACUCCACUCAAAACGUCAGUGUGUGAAUUUGGCGGCAAAAUCAGUUACACUCAAAAUUAUAAAUAGUCUGUUU
Amphimedon queenslandica is the source of this 1955-nucleotide messenger RNA. RefSeq lists its product as uncharacterized. Bases 62 to 1948 code for a protein of 628 amino acids. Gene Ontology annotation, biological process: positive regulation of microtubule polymerization; mitotic metaphase chromosome alignment; regulation of mitotic cytokinesis. Gene Ontology annotation, molecular function: protein binding. Lineage: Eukaryota; Metazoa; Porifera; Demospongiae; Haplosclerida; Niphatidae. The record is from RefSeq and is a predicted model, not a curated record. The transcript has 4 exons. Gene Ontology annotation, cellular component: spindle pole.